AUGAACUUGGCAUCCUUGGUUCUUUUGCUUAUUGCGGCAGUCCUUCUUGGCGACAAGACUGUCUCUGCCAACACGAAUGACACACUACUUGAUGAUACACUGGCCCAUGCAGGCCACCAAGAACGCCAGUAUGAUCGCAGGGAGCUGGGCCGCUGUAUCAGACGAGAAAUGAUGGAUCUCCAAAACAUGAUGGAUGAUGUGGCUCGGCAAGACAAAUUCCGCAAGAGUCCCGAAUAUCAGGCAAAGAUACAUGCAUUCAACAAGCACUCAAACGAACUCUACCAAGUGACUCAAGUCUUUACAGCUUGUCAAGAAGAAGUGGAAAGUGGUAGAUCCGCUGUUGGAACGGGAGCCAUGGUGGGAAUCUUUUUGGCACAAUCCGACAAAGAACCCAUUACAAAUCCAUCUCCACCUGGUCCAUCCCAAUGUAAGGCCUCAACAACUCCCAUGGAAGCUCCCACGAAAUGAGGGCAUGGUCCAGUAUGUCUUUGGAGUAUGAUUUUCUUCCUGGACAAGCAGUGUCUUCCGGU
Molecule: messenger RNA, 530 nt
Organism: Seminavis robusta
Lineage: Eukaryota; Bacillariophyta; Bacillariophyceae; Naviculales; Naviculaceae
Source: the annotation of a GenBank genome assembly